AUGGGAUCACUGUAUACCAGCGAGCUCUCUCGAGCGGUUUCUGAAAGUGUCGCUGCAGCGUUGCAGCGAAGCUUCCAGGGCGAACUUCGCAGCGCAAGUGCACUGGGUAGCGGCUGGUCGACGAGCGCGGAGCUUUUGAAUCGGAACGACUCUACCGAGCGCUACUUUGUGAAACUUAGUGAGCCACAGGCGGUAUCCAUGUUCAGUGCUGAGUUUGAAGGCAUUCAGGCUAUGGCGGAGUCCGAGACGGUUCGGGUACCAGCGCCGAUCUGCUAUGGAAACACCGCAGAACGGUCGUUCAUCGUUCUCGAAUACCUCGAGCUAGGCGGAAUCGGUAACGAGGCUGUCUAUCGAGACUUUGGCGAGAAGCUUGCGGCGAUGCAUCGUUGCUCUUCCGGUGGCCGCGGGUACGGGUGGCACCGCGGAAACACUAUUGGUUCGACGCCCCAGCUCAAUACCUGGAUGCACAGCUGGGCCGACUUUUUCGUGGAGAAUCGCCUUCGCUAUCAGCUCAAGCUGGCACGGUCUCGCCAAGGCGGACGUUUGCGUAACGAAGAUGCGCUUCUGCAACGAGUGCACUCGGUCCUACAGGAGCAUGAAAUUCAGCACCAGGUGACGCCUUCCCUGGUGCAUGGCGAUCUGUGGACCGGCAACGUAGCGACGUUGCGGAACCAGAAUGAGGUCGUCAUCUUUGAUCCCGCAACUUACUAUGGGGACCGCGAAGUGGAUCUCGCCAUGACUGAGCUCUUUGGCCGCCUGCCUCGUGCAUUUUACCAGGCCUAUGACGCUAGCUGGCCCUUGCCAAAAGGUUACCGCGAGAAACGUCGUGUGAUUUAUAACCUUUACCAUAUUCUGAAUCAUGGCGCCCUGUUUGGUGGCGGAUACUAUGACCAAGCGCAGUCCAUGAUCGAAACGAUCCUACGGUGA
Messenger RNA from Cyanidioschyzon merolae strain 10D, 927 nucleotides. RefSeq names its product similar to fructosamine 3 kinase. Bases 1 to 927 code for a protein of 308 amino acids. The record is from RefSeq and is a predicted model, not a curated record. The transcript has a single exon. Lineage: Eukaryota; Rhodophyta; Bangiophyceae; Cyanidiales; Cyanidiaceae.